CGCAGCGGAACAGCCAUGGCGAUGGCGGCCUGCUCCGUCCGCCUCCUCGCCGCCGCCGCGCACCGCCGGGGCGCGGCCGCGUUCCUCCACGCGCCGCGGCGGCCCGUCGCGUGCUCCCUCUCGUUCCCGCGCGGCCACGGCGGCAUCCGCGGCCGCGCCGGCCUCUCCUCCAUCUCCCUCCCCUCCUCCGCCUCCUCCGGGCAGGGCCACGCGCCCUUCAACCUCCUCCCGCCGGACUCCGAGCCCUUUAUCCAGUGGGACGCCCUGCCUCCGCAGGACACCUCCGCGGGCGGCGCAGGGGCAGGCGGAAGGGAGGAGGGGCCCGCGUUGGUAGUGCUGCUGGGCUGGCUCGGCGCGCGGCAGAAGCACCUGCGGAGGUACGCGGACCUCUACCGCGACCGCGGGGUCGGGUCCGUGCGGUUCGUGGUGCCCGUCCGCGAGCUCCUGGGGCUCGACCUCGGCCGCCGCGUCGAGCGCAGGGUCGCCGACCUCUCCGCCGAGAUCGCCGCCUGGUGCGACGCCGACCGCAGCCGCACGCUCCUCUUCCACACCUUCAGCAACACCGGCUGGCUCGCGUAUGGUGCGGUACUUGAGAAUCUACAAUCAAGAGCUGAUAUAGUUGAGAGGAUAAAGGGAUGUAUUGUAGACUCGGCGCCAGUUCUAGAGAUUAGACCAGAGGUCUGGGCUGCUGGUUUCUCUGCUGCCAUGCUGAAGAAAAGCAGUUCUUUAACAGGACCUUCAGCUGACUCUCCUGAUGGAUCUACUUUGAAUGGUGCCUUGAACAAAGUUACUUCUGUCUCAGAGUUAACGAAACCAUCAUGGGGUGAAACUUUUCUUCUUUCAACGCUUCAAAAGUUCUUUGAGAUUGUCCUUCACCUACCUGAUGUAAACCGGAGAAUGCACAAGGUCCUCUCGGUUCUUUCAGAUAAGCAGCCGCCCUGCCCCCAGUUCUACCUGUACAGCUCCGCCGACAGAGUGAUCCCUGCCGAAUGUGUAGAGAGCUUCAUCAACAUGCAGAGAUCACUGGGGCUGAGCGUCUCAGCACACAAUUUUGUCUCGUCGCCGCAUGUGGACCACUACAGGAGCUUCCCUCACCUGUACUCUGCCAAGAUCGACGAGUUCCUGAAGGUCUGUUCCCCAGUUAGAGUAUGAUGAUGAAUCGACGAUUAAUCUUGCUGAAGAUCUGUUCCCCACUUAUAGAUGAGUUGAUGAUUAGUCUUUUGACCAACAUGGUGGUUGAAGAUUCUAGUGAAAAUUUGAUCGGUUUUGUAUCUUUUAGCGUACGUAGCGUGCGUACGGUGUAGGAUGCUUCUACAUGGGUGUUUGAAGAGGGGUAAUAUCGCCGCAUCGUCAAGCAUCCAUGUGGGCUCCAUCUACUCAAACUCAAGCAACUCUUUGUAGGUACGUGAUGAUCGAACUGUCUAUUCCUUUUGGGGGAAUUGUAUUGUCCAUUCUUGGGAUAAUCUUAUAUGUUAAGCACAGGGGCCUAGUUAAGCAUCUUAUCUACUCCGCGAGGCAAGAAAAAGCUGUUUUCUUUUGCCAAUGAUUAUGUAAUAACAAGAUGAUGCUAGUCUUUUCUUGAUGAAGUCGCAUAUAAUUUUUGCCGAGUUGAAA
This is a messenger RNA of Aegilops tauschii subsp. strangulata, 1614 nucleotides long. RefSeq lists its product as uncharacterized. Lineage: Eukaryota; Viridiplantae; Streptophyta; Magnoliopsida; Poales; Poaceae. The record is from RefSeq and is a predicted model, not a curated record.